Molecule: messenger RNA, 1887 nt
Organism: Polistes dominula (European paper wasp)
Lineage: Eukaryota; Metazoa; Arthropoda; Insecta; Hymenoptera; Vespidae
Molecular function (GO): lipid binding
Source: RefSeq, a predicted model, not a curated record
ACAGAGAUCGGCAACGAACGCAGUAUCGAAUUGGAAACUUUCGAGAGAACAUCAUAUGCGUUUGCCAUCGUAACACGUUACACCAAUCACGAGUACUUGUAAUACUAAGCAAGGUCUUUUCAUACUAUACUUUUUUUUUGUUUUGUUAUUACAUCUCAUUCUAACCGAUCUUUAUAUAAAUACAUAUACUAAUACACACGUUUUUCAAUUGAUAUCUUUGAUUCACACGUUAUCAAUUUUAUAAAAAUAUUUUUUAUAUCAUUUUGAUCUCAUUUCAUUUCAUUUUAUUGUGAUAAUAAUAAAAAGGAAAAGAGUAUUGGAGUUUUUGGGAUCAUAAUAAACGUGAGAUUUUACGUUUGAUUAUAAUCAAAAGUGACAACGAAUAUUGUUAUAGUUAUCAUGCGAUCAAAAAUGAUUGGAAGAUUAUUUAUAAUAUUUCCAUUAUUGAUAUGGAUAAUUGCGGAUCAAACCCUAGGACAACCAAACGAAUCUGUGCCUUCGAUUAUUUUAGGUGGCAUUGAAAAUGUUGCUUCUAGUGCUACCAAUUUUCUCAAAGAUAACGACCCAAAUAGUCGAGUCAAAGGUGCAACUAUCUGUUGCAGUAACCAGAGUCGUGAAACGACAGAAAGACCUGUUGCAUCGCGUGACUGAUACCGCUACGGAUUACAUCGUCAGUGCAGUUGAAAGUCCAAGAAAUUUAUUGAUCAAUGCAACCAGAGCAACAACAGGAAUUAUCGACAGUGCAGCAUCCAAAGGAUUAGAAUUUAAACUUCGAAGAUUUAUUGAGAAGUUUCGUUCACGAAUGCGUUAUGGUAUACCGGAAUUGGAUAUACCACCGCUAGAACCAUUUCAUCUCGAUGAAGUUCGCUUCGACACUGAUAAUCCGCAAAUUGGAAAUGUUAGUGCAGUUGUCAACGAUUUAACCAUUUAUGGAUUAUCAUCAUUUUUGAUUGAAAGUGCAAAACUAUCACUGAUUGGUCCAACAAUUUCAGUAAAUCUUCUAUUUCCGGAACUUUAUGCAACCGGUAAUUACAACGUAUCCGGUAUACUCGGUAACAUGUUUACGCUGUUUGGUUCUGGUCCAUUCAAUGCAACGAUUUAUGAGUUUCGUCUUAAAGUGACAGUAGUUGUUGGAUUUUCAAGGGGUUUGUAUAUCAAGGAUCUCGAUCUUGAUUUUACUCUGUCAUCGGUUUUGUUCAACAUAGAAAAUUUUAUGGGUGGCGAUGAAAUUGGCAAACUUAUGAACCAGGUCUUUCAAGAACUGACUCCGCAAAUAGUAGAAAUCAUUAAGCCAGACAUACUACCAGGAAUCAAAAGUUACGUUAUUAACAGAGUCAACGAAACGAUUCGACAUUUGACCAUGAGAGACUUGAUUCAUAUUCUCUUAGGAGAAAACGAAAUUCGUGAUAUUGCUGAUCUAAUCAUACCAUGAUAUUAAAUUAAAUAUGUCACACGUUUUUUUCCCCACUUCCUUUUUCCCCUAGUUUCCCUUAAUUUCUUUUUCUGAAAGAACUUUUAUAUCUUCUCUCUCCUUUUUUUGUUCUUUUCUUGUUCUUUUCAUUACUUCAUCCUACUGUUUUUGUUUAAUUAUCUUAUAUAUAUUUUUUAUUUUGUUAACUAUCAAGAUUUUUAUUCUCAAUUUUUGUGAAAAUUCGAUUGUCACACUUUCGAAUAGGAAAAAGAAGAAAAAAUACAAAUAAAUGUAGAUAAAUUUGCAUAAAUAAUAAUAAAUAGAUUGUUUUUAAAUGCGUCAUCUAACAAUAAUUGAUACUUAUCGAUUAUUAUUAGCAUAAUAAUUUUUAUUUUUUUAGAAUCUCAGGAAAUGAUCGACUAGUUUUAUGUCGACAUAAAAGGUGUGGUUUUAUUAUUUUUGGUUUUUUUUUUUUG